This is a messenger RNA of Tarenaya hassleriana, 1194 nucleotides long. RefSeq lists its product as uncharacterized. The transcript is spliced from 2 exons. The record is from RefSeq and is a predicted model, not a curated record. Bases 49 to 915 code for a protein of 288 amino acids. Lineage: Eukaryota; Viridiplantae; Streptophyta; Magnoliopsida; Brassicales; Cleomaceae.
UAUUAUUUGGAUUUGCCUCAACGGUAAUAAUAAUCAUCACCCCUGUCAAUGGCGAAUCUGCUCCUUCAGCUCUCUUCGUCGUCUUCGUGUUCUUCACCUCUUAUCCGAAACCCUAGUCAUCGAUAUUGCAUCGGGAGAAUAGAGAGGCUACUAUGGCGGGACAUUGUGAUCCGCGAUUCCCGCGAGUGCCCUGCGGCGGGCGGUGGACGUUUCAGAUUCCGGUCUGAGGAGGGGCUCCGUGGCCGCGGAGGCUUCGAUCCUUUCGAGUUUGGAAAUAGGGAAAAGAAGAGGAUGUGGUGGUCCGAUUGCGAUGAGGUCUAUGAUGACUUUGGUUUUGGUUUUGAUGAUUGGGAGGAGGACGACGAUGAUGGCGAGCUUCUGCCUAUGGUUUUUGAGGUAUUUAGGGCUUUCAGUUGGAUGGUUGCACCCAUUGGCAUAUCUUUGCUGCUAGGAACAGACUCAAAUGCAGGUUUGAUGGCACUAGCAGUUCCGCUUGUACAGUCCAUUCUGCCCCUUGUGAUUGAUAAGGCUUGGAGUAGACCAAGCAUUAGACCUGUCAGAAGAACCAGAGGAACAACAUUUUCAAGAUCUGCAACCGUAGGCUACACAAGAUCAAGCAACAAUAGACAGGAGGAAAACCUGGCUGGCAUAAAUCUUGGAGGGUACAAUUCAUGGGUGGUAGGAGAUGCUGAUCCCAGCAGUACAGAUUCUAGGUAUGGGGGAUGGGAUGAUCUAGACACACAAAAGGAUAUUAAAUAUGCUCCUGAAAAUCCAUCAAGCGAAAAUGGGCGACCAAAGCUGCCGUACAAAAGAAAAGUGAGCCGGCCAUGGAGAGUCAGGGAUAAGCCGUUGCUUUUGAGGAUGCUGAUUGCUGUCUUCCCAUUUUUGGGCUCGUGGACCAAGUUGUUAUUUUGACAAGGGAUUUAACCACAGCUCGGAGACAUACAUUUUUCUUGCAGGUUAGUGCAGAAAUCAUACAAUUAGAAGAAAAAACAUUUUGGAUAAAAGAGGACAAGAAGCUUUUGGCAUACUUGUCGUCAAACCAAAUCCACUUCCCAGAUUCAUAAAGGUUAGCUUUCUUUUAUAUAAAUUUUUCAGUCAGUUACUGGCGGAAAAAAAAAAGCAUAUUCUGUGAGUUGAGAACAUAACAUGUUUGAGAUCCAUCUGUGUAUAAAAAAUGUGUUCUGUUUCAUC